Molecule: messenger RNA, 2923 nt
Organism: Paramecium pentaurelia
Lineage: Eukaryota; Ciliophora; Oligohymenophorea; Peniculida; Parameciidae
Source: the annotation of a GenBank genome assembly
AUGAUCUAAGAUAAUCAUUAUCAUACAGAACAAACAAAUAAAUAUUAAAAUCAAUUAGAUAGAAGAAGAAGUAGUGCAUAAUUUUAAGAUGCUUCAACUAUGAUGAAUCCAAGUAGUACUCAUCUAUCUAGAAAUGCAUCAUAUUCUAUGCCACAUGAAAGUUAAUUAAAUCCUUAAAGUAAAUUUUAAUUACUAAGAUAAUAGUUCUUGCUAAAAUAGCUUCUAUGAUACCUUAGAAUUCAGAUAAUAAAAAGAAAUUUUAUAGAGUGGAUUAAGUUCUUAAACCAAAAAAGAAACCAGAUCCUCUUGAAGAAGAAUAAGAAAAUGAAAUAAGAAAGAAUUUAUUAUUGUCACCAGAAAUAGUGAAAGAAGAUUUAUUAAACAAACCUUUAGUAGGAUCAUAAGCAGUCUAAUUAUAUUAUCAACAUUAUAAAAAAGUGAAUAAGGUUCGUUAAUAAAAUGACUUCUUCAAAAUUUCAGGUAAGGUUUAAUUGGAUAAAUAGAUAGUGUGUAAACUGCAAUGCUUCGUUAAGCAGAAUAAAUUGAUGUAUUACCUUGUAAGAUAGGAGUUAUAAAAACAAAAGGAAGUGAAUAAUCUCUUUAAAUAAGUCAUUAAAAGUAUGGAGAUAGAUAUGCAUCAAUGUUAAGUGAAGGUCUGAAAGUAAAUUCAAAUAUAAAAGAUUUUUAUAUGGCAAAUAAUAGAAUUUAAAGUUCUGGAGCAACAUAAAUUUUAAAUUAAAUUGGAAAAGUGGCCAAAGUUUUAGAUCUUUAAUAAAAUAAUAUUGGAAAAAUAGGAACAGAUUCAAUUUGUUAGUAAAUUUAAUCAAGAGAAAAUAAGUAAGAAAAGAGAAUUAAAAUUUUAGAUUAGAAGUUUUAAAUAUAGAAGAUAACAAAUUAGGAGACAGAAAUGUAAUACGCAUUUUAAAGGCCUUAUUGAAUAGCAAUAAUAAGUUGAAAUCAUUAAAUAUUAGCAAAAAUUAUUUGACAAAUGAUAUUGCAGAAAUUUUAAAAGAAAGUAUAAUUCAAUUGGAUAAUAUGGAAUAAUUAUAUAUUCAUUGGAAUUAAAUAAAAGGUUGGGGAGGAUAAAAGAUAUUUGAAGCAUUAAUAGAGAACAAAACUUUAUUAGUUUUUGAUGCAGGUUGGAAUAGUUUUGGAAUAUAAGAAAGAAAGGAUGUAUAAUGUAUAUAGAAGAUAUGUGAUUUUUUGAUUACAAAUAAGACAGUUUUACAUUUUGAUUUAUCAUCUAAUUAAUUUAAUUUAAAUGAUUGUAAGUUAAUAGCAAAUGCAUUAAAAUAGAACAGAACUAUAUAUGGAUUUCAUUUUGUUAAUAAUUGGGGAGUUGUUGAUGCAAGAGGUUUUUUGUAGAUAUAAGAAAAUGAAUUAUAAAGAGUAUUAGGAGAAACACCUAGAAUCAAAGGAUUAUAAUAAACUACAACAAUUAGAUAGGAGAAUGUAUGUUGGAUAUGUGAAGGUUGGUAAGAAUAGAAAUUUACUUGGAUACCUGAUGUUUCAGGAGAAGGUGAAGCAGAUCCUUUGUUUAUUCAUUUGGAUUUUGAGGCAUAUAAAUAAGUUUAUAUUCCAAAGACAUAAGAUCAAAUAUCUUUAACUUUAAUGAUCCCUACUAAUACAACAUAAUAUAUUUAUACAAUGACUGAUACAUAAGUAAUUGCUAAUGAUUAACCAAAUGUACCUUAUGGACAUCAAUUAAAAAUUAAUUAUAAUAAUAACAAUAUAACUGUUUUGAUGGAGAAUGUAAAUUAUGUAAAAAAGAAUAAACAUUUUUUAAUUUUUGAUUAAGUUGAAUAUAAACCAUUAAUUAGUGUAUUACCUAGAACACCUGAUCCUAUUUAUAUUCCUCCAAAAUUAAAAAAGUAAAAGAGAAUAUGGACAUUUCCAAUUUCUAUAUGGGCUAAAGAUUUUAAAUUUGAAAAUGAAGAUUUAUUAAAGAAAUGCUUUGAAAAAGAUUUUGCUUGUAGUAAAAUAUCAAAAAUAGUAAAAAAUCCUGAUGAAUUAUUAGAAAUUAAGAAUGUUUUAUGGUUACAUUAUAGAUUGAUUAAAGAGACUUAUAAGUAAUAUAGUUCUAAUAGUCCAACAGGAGAUAUUUGGUCAAUAUCAUCAAAUGUUAUAACUGAAUUUGCUUAAUAAACUGAAUUAAUAGAUGGAAAGACUUUAAAAUUAUCUGAUUUAGAUUUAAAAUUUAUUGCUACAUGUGCAGCUUCAAUUGAAUAUAAAGGAAAUUUUAGAAAUCCAGAGAGAGCUCUUUGUAGAUUCUAAUUUAUGGAGUUUCUUGUAAGAGUAUCUGAGGAUAAGUAUUUAAAAACUAAAGUUGCUAUUAAUAUGUUAGAGGCAACAAAAAUGAUAUUAGAAUAAUGUAAAACAUAUAUGUCCACAUUUGAUGCAUAGAAAUGGAGAAAUGAGAGAUAUUUUAAUGAAUAAUGUGAUGAUUGUUUAAAAUUCUUUAGACCAUUACUUAAUCACAUUUAUAAUAAAUUUAGUGUAAAAAAAGUGAAACCAGGAUAGAAGAAAUUUAUGUGUUUAGAUGAAUUACAUGAAAUAUGUUCAUAAGCAAAUCUAUUUGAUGAAAGAUUCGUUGAAAGAGAUGCUGAUAAUGUAAAUAAUUAAUUUAAUUUAGGCUUUUAAUUUAUCAAUGAUGUUAUAAAUUGAUGAAUUAGAAAGUGAUAGAAUAUUUUAAAUGACUUUCAUAGAAUUCUUAGAAGCUAUUGCAAGAAUAACUGAUAAAGUUUCUAUGCCAGGAAUUGAUGCAGUUGAUUUAACUUGGGAUCAAAGAUUGGCAUAACCUCUUCAUUUGAAAUUAGAGAAGAUGUUAAUACAUUUAGCUAAUACUUGUUCAUCAGAAGAAUUUAAGUUACAAUAUGGUAAUAUUAACAAAUCAAUGUUUGCAGUUGUUGAAGAAGAUGAUUGA